Messenger RNA from Miscanthus lutarioriparius, 765 nucleotides. Lineage: Eukaryota; Viridiplantae; Streptophyta; Magnoliopsida; Poales; Poaceae. The record is from the annotation of a GenBank genome assembly.
AUGGACCUGCUUAUGGAUGCACCUGAGGUGAUUACCUGUCGGUGGGCCGCUACUGCGUUCCUGAGACGAAUAGGAAAAUCAGCAAAGUCGCAUGGCAUAUCUUCAGCAGUUGCGUUCGAUCUCCAAUAUGGAAAUCUCAGCAAGAGGUCGAUGAUGCGUCCCAGCAGCGAUGUCGUUGUCGCCGUCAAUGCCCCUGCUGGAAACGCGGCUCCGUGUACGUGGAGGCAGCACAGCCGUGCAUACCAACUACCCACACCAUCACUGUACAUCCAAAUUUCUGCCUUAUCCGGUGCCAACUACCCUGCUAGCUAUGUAUCGGCGGCGUUGGUGAAGAUCGGGACGUGGGGCAGCGGCGACCACGGGAGCGCCUACGACAUCACGGUGGCGCCGCAGCGGCUGGAGAGCAUCUCCCUCCGUUAUGGCAAGAUCAUCGACUCCAUCUCCUUCUCCUACCGGGACCGGGACGGCAAGCUGCAUACCGCCGGGCCCUGGGGCGGCACCGGAGGCGUGAGCGACGAGGUGAUCACCCUGGGCCCUCACGAGUACGUGACGAAGGUGGCCGGCUCGGUCGGCCCCAUCGGGGAGCUCACCCACACCAUCACCUCGCUCACGUUCGUCACCAACCGCGCCACGUACGGGCCCUUCGGCCGCGGCGAUGGCACGGCCUUCAACGUCCCCGUGCUCAACAACGGCAGCGUCGUCGGCAUGUUCGCUCGCGCGGACCAGUACCUCGACGCCAUUGGCUUCUACGUCCUCCCCUUCUGA